AUGUUUUUUUUGAAAGAUUUAUCGUUAAACCUAACGUUGCAUCCAUCAUAUUUCGGCCCUCAAAUGGACCAAUUCUUAAGAGACAAACUAUUGAGUGAUGUCGAAGGUACAUGCACUGGUCAAUUCGGAUACAUCGUAUGCGUGCUAGAUUCCAUGAAUAUCGAUGUUGGGAAGGGAAGAAUUAUUCCAACCACGGGGAUGGCUGAGUUUGAGGUAAAGUAUAGGGCAGUUGUUUGGAAACCAUUCAAAGGUGAAGUUGUUGAUGGUGUGGUAACCACUGUUAAUAAAAUGGGCUUUUUUGCUGAUGUUGGACCAUUGUCGGUCUUUGUUAGUACCCAUCUAAUACCAUCAGAUAUGAAAUUCAAUCCAUCGGCCAAUCCACCAGCUUACUCAAGUCCUGACGAAAAUAUAGAGAAAGGAUCAAAAGUUCGAUUAAAGAUUGUUGGGACAAGAACAGAUGUUAACGAGAUCUAUGCGAUCGGUAGUAUCAAAGAGGACUACCUAGGACCAAGUCCUUUGUGA
Molecule: messenger RNA, 522 nt
Organism: Lodderomyces parapsilosis
Lineage: Eukaryota; Fungi; Ascomycota; Pichiomycetes; Serinales; Debaryomycetaceae
Gene: RPB7
Product: DNA-directed RNA polymerase II subunit
Exons: 1
Coding region: 1-522 (173 amino acids)
Biological process (GO): positive regulation of nuclear-transcribed mRNA poly(A) tail shortening; DNA-templated transcription; positive regulation of translational initiation
Cellular component (GO): P-body; RNA polymerase II, core complex
Molecular function (GO): translation initiation factor binding; single-stranded DNA binding; single-stranded RNA binding
Source: RefSeq, a predicted model, not a curated record